Messenger RNA from Plasmodium malariae, 696 nucleotides. Its product is annotated as Plasmodium exported protein, unknown function. Lineage: Eukaryota; Apicomplexa; Aconoidasida; Haemosporida; Plasmodiidae. Bases 1 to 696 code for a protein of 231 amino acids. The record is from RefSeq and is a predicted model, not a curated record. The transcript has 2 exons.
AUGAAACAAAGGACUAUAUUAUUCUUUUUUAUCAAUAUUUGUACCUUUUAUAAUUAUUUGGAUCAUAAUCACAAGGUUUAUAGAACAUUAGAUACUAGAAUUUAUCGAUUACUAUUAGAACGUAAAAACAAGAGGUGUUCUAAUAUUGUAUGCAUGAAAGGAGAUAAAUCAAAUAUUAGAACAUAUGAAAAAACAGAUACGUCUAAAAAUAAAAAGGGCACCAUAGAAAAAAAUAAAAAACCAAUUAAAAGUUCAUUAAAUAUUAUCUUAGGUUAUGGGAAACCUAAGAAGAAUAAAUAUCGUGAAAGCAAUGCAGAAAACACAUAUUUUUAUAAAAGUAUAAUGAGAAAAAAUAAUUAUGUAAAGGAAGUUAGGAAAGCUGCAAAUGCUGAUUUUAAGUAUUUAAGAAAAUGUAUACAAAGAAAAGGUGAUAUAUUUUUUGCUUUAGUUAUCUUCCAUGUAAUAGUUGGAGUAGCAGCUGCUGCGUUAUAUGCUAUUCUUAAGGGGUUAACUGUAACUGAUGCAUAUUUAUUUAAAGUUCUUUCACCAUUAUUUAUAUUAUGGCUUAUAGUUUUAGUAUGGCUUUUUCGUAUCGAGAGAAAAACAGAAAAAUAUGAAAAGUUAAUACAUAUAAAAAGUGUUUUACAUAAUACAGCAUAUCCUUUUGUUGGCAAAGUAGUCCAUUAUAAGAACUAA